Molecule: messenger RNA, 1713 nt
Organism: Candida dubliniensis CD36
Lineage: Eukaryota; Fungi; Ascomycota; Pichiomycetes; Serinales; Debaryomycetaceae
Gene: TGL99
Product: Tgl99p
Exons: 1
Coding region: 1-1713 (570 amino acids)
Biological process (GO): lipid metabolic process
Source: RefSeq, a predicted model, not a curated record
AUGCCAGUUCAUGAAGAAAUAUCUCUAAUAUCAACCUUAUUUAAUGUAUCAGUCUUAUUACUGAAAAUUGUUUUCCUAUAUCUAUCUAGUUUACUAGGAGUUGAUUCAUUUAUAACAUCUGGUGAUGUUGAUGUUCCAACUACCAAUACUUCAUCAAAUCAAUGUGAUAACAACAACAACAACAACAACAACCACGUUAAAACCAGGUUAGUUAAUGCUAAAGAUAUUAAUGAAAUAGUUGAAGUACAUGGUUAUAAAGUUAGAGAACAUGUGGUCACUACUAGAGAUGGAUAUUUAUUAGUUAUUCAUAAAUUGGAGAAAAUACAAACAAAUCCAUAUCAUCAUUGUCAUCGUCAUACAUCUAGUAAUGUCAAUCUUUCCAAAAUAGUUUAUUUUCAUCAUGGAUUAAUGACAAAUUCAGAAUUAUUUGUUUUGGGCACUAACAAAUAUAAAACAUUACCUUAUUUAUUAGUGGAUUUAGGUUAUGAAGUUUGGUUAGGGAAUAAUCGAGGUAAUAAAUAUUCUAGAAAACAUUUAAAAUUAUCGGCAUCAGAUCCUAAAUUUUGGGAUUUUUCAUUAGAUGAAUUUUCAUAUUAUGAUAUUCCUGAUUGUUUAACAUAUAUUAAAAAUUAUUAUUAUCAAGUUAGCAAUAAUAAUAAUAACAACAACAACAACAACAAUAAUAAUAAUCAUUAUCACCACCACCAUCAUCCAAGUACCAAUGCUGUAUCACCAACAGUAUUAUCAUCUUCAACUUCAACUUUAACAAAUUCAGAUUUACAAAUAAUUUAUAUUGGAUUUUCUCAAGGAUGUUCCCAAUUUUUUGCUAGUUUAAGUUUAUAUCCACAAUUGAAUUCAUAUAUUAAAAUAUUUAUUGGAUUAUCACCAGCAAUUAUCCCACAAAAUUUAAAUCAUCCAAUUUUUAAAUUAAUUGUUAAUCAAGCGGCUAAUGAUAAUUCUUUUUUAUUUAGUUUAUUUGGAAGAAGAGCAAUUAUGCCAUCGGUAUCAUUUUGGUAUACAAUUUUUGGUCCAUCAUUAUAUGAAAAAGUUGUUGAUAAAUCAUUACAAUUAUUAUUUGGUUGGACAGGAUCUAAUAUAUCUCAAUCACAAAAAGAAAUUGGUUAUCCUCAUAUGUUUUCAAAUUCUUCUGUGAAAUCAUUAUUACAUUGGUUUCAAAUAAUUAAAGCUGGAAGAUUUCAAAUGUUUGAUGAAACUUGUUGUUAUGGAAUCACUAAAUUAUCAUGUUUAUCACAUAAACUGAAACAAAAAGGUAAUAGAGUAGCACCAUUUCCUAUAGCUGAUCAUUUAGAUGUCCCUAUGAUGUUAUUUUAUGGUGAUAAUGAUAUUUUGGUUGAUAUAAAUAAAACCAAAAAUUUAAUUGUUGAUAAUAAUCAUAAAAUGCAAAAUAAAUUGGAAUUGAUAUUAUGUCCUGGUUAUGAACAUAUGGACACUUUAUGGGGUGAAAAUGUUUAUCAAGAUGUAUUUAAAUUAGUGCUUGAAAGAUUAGAAAAACUGGAAUUUUCUUUGGGUUAUAAUAUUAAUGGUAUUAAUAACCAAGAUUUAGAAUUGAUGAUUGAAGAUAAACAUAAUCAUCCUCAAUUGAAUAGUAAGAAUUUACGAUUACAUGAAGAUGCUUUGGAGUUGAAUGAUGCUGAUGAUGACCUGUUAGAUAUAAAUAAUAAUAAUAAUAAUGAAAUGAAAUUUCGCUCAUGA